Molecule: messenger RNA, 1514 nt
Organism: Poecilia reticulata (guppy)
Lineage: Eukaryota; Metazoa; Chordata; Actinopteri; Cyprinodontiformes; Poeciliidae
Product: putative E3 ubiquitin-protein ligase RNF144A-A
Source: RefSeq, a predicted model, not a curated record
CCAAAUACAAUAUAAAGCAGAUUGUUUUCUGCAUCGCAGGAGAAGUAAAGAAAUCUUUCAAGAUGAACUCUAAAACUAAGCGCUACAACCUGAGCGACUCUACCAUCCGACUUGUGGAAGAAGAGGAUCAGUUUGACUUUCUGUGUGAAGGUUUUGAUUCCCCGAGAGCCCGGAUGUCCUGCGGACAUGUGGUGACCCCGAUGUCUCUCAUGAAGUGGUGCCAACAGUUGCUCAAACAGGGAAAAUCCAGAUUUGUGUGCGGUCAGUCUGGCUGUAAUGCUGAGUGGUCUUAUCAGGAGGUUUGCAAAAUGGCCCUGCUGACCCCUGAAGAAAUGAAGAACUUUGAGACGCUGAUGGCCCUGAAUGCUGCCGCUGGAAAUCCUAACACAAAGUUUUGUCCAGGCUGCAUGACUCCUGUGACCAGAGGGAGCAGCUCAAACCUCUAUGUCUGCUGCCAAGUGUGCUCAGCAAAGACCGGACACAGCUUUGGGUUCUGCUGGCAGUGUCUGAGGGAGUGGAAAGGUCAACAGCCUCGAUCCGACCGCUGCGAAAACGACGACUGCCACAAUUCUGCCCUGAAGACGCUGAGAGAGUGUCCAGAAGUUAAAAUUGACAAAGUCAAAGGCUGUCCGUCGGUCCGUGCCUGCCCCACCUGCGGCUCACUGAUCCAACACACUGGGAUAGGAUGCAAAACCGUUAUAUGUCCCCGAUGUAAGAUGUCGUUUUGUUUUGGCUGCCUAAAGAGUGGUUACUGUGGUAUUUCUGAUAUUUGUUCCGGUGGCAUUACUCCUAGGCAGACGUUUAUUCCUACCAGCGACCUGUCCAGGGUGACCCCGCCUCUCGCCCGAAUUGUGGCGAUAAGCACCAGCAACGGUCCUGACCCCAGUAGAGACAAGGGUCAACGAUGGCUCAGCAAUCAUUUCUACGACGGCAAGGUGAAGAAAAGCCGUAUCAGUCACAUUAAGUACCACGGGUUGAGAAACCAAGGAGCAACAUGUUACCUGAACAGCAUUCUGCAGGCUCUGUUCAUGACCAGAGAGUUCAGAGAGGCUGUUAAAAGGUUAGAGGACGGGAUUCAGGAGUUUUUAAAGGACGUAGAGUUUUAUGGAGAAGACCAGAUGUACUGUGAUGAGUGUGAAGACAAACGGGACACUAUUGUUAAAUAUGAACUAAAGCGUCAUCCAGAGGUUUUGAUUUUGCUGCUGAAGAGAUUUGAAUACAACUACAACCGCAUGUCGUACACUAAAGACAUCCGUGCUGUGGAUGUUUGUUACACCAUCAACUUACCUGAGAACCAGACUUAUGAACUGUACGCCUUGGUGGAUCACUUUGAGACUCUGAGAGGUGGGCAUUACACAGCAACAAUCAAACCUGAGGAUGAAGACAGAUGGUACGAGUUCAAUGACUCCAGUGUGACGCUGGUUGGUAACCAGAGAUUCCAGAAAAAGUUUGAGAGCUUUGCAAAACACCUGGUUGGAUCGAGCACCGCCAUUAAGGUGCAGCUCCACCUUUGA